AGGACUCUGCUAACUACAUAGAUAGAACAUCAUCACAAAGUAUUUUACCAUUGCAUUGCCUUUUGUUCUUGUUCAAUCUCUUCUUGUUCAUGUUUGUCUCAAAACAGAUGAACAAAGAACCCAAGUGCAAGCCUUCUUCUGUUAUCACCACCUCUUUGAAGAUGUGGUACAAACUCUCAAAGCUUGUCAUAUUCUUCUUUGUUUUCACCACACCCUCUGCAGCCUCUUCUAGAUUCAACUACAAAACCGCUUACACUGAUCAUUGUGCUUCAUUUGUUCCCGAGUCUGACUCGAAGGUUUACGUGCUAGGACCGCCCCAUCAAUACCGCCAUACAGGUUACUACACUGGUGGUGGUAGUGGUGGCAUUCUCAGUCCAAACUCAUCAUACCAGGGCCAAAAGUCAAUUGACUUCUACAUCAGAAGAAUUAUAGAAACUAAAGUGCAGGGCUUAUUCAAGCUUCAAGGAAGCAUACUAUUUCCAAGAGGCAGCACAUAUCACUUUGUGGGAAAUUCCACAAGCAACAAGUAUAGAUCAGCUUCUCAUCGACGGAGUUCAAUAGCUUUUGGACUAUAUGGGUUCUGGUCACAAUCUUCUGGGAAGCUUUGUAUGGUUGGAUCAACUUAUGGUUAUUUGCGUAAUGUUCAUUCUGUUCUUAAGCUCUAUAAUUUCAUGAAUUCCACUAGUAUUACAAGUAUGAUCAGUGGAACCUUAGAGAGCUUGAUGAGGUCUGAGAAUGAUCCAAAUGAUUUUGAGCCAAUCUCUAUUUUGAUUUUUCCUGGUAUGAACUACCAGUACACUCUGGUUUCAAAUAAAUCUGAAAACAGGAGUUCUUCUGGUGGAAGUGAUGACUCCAAUCCCACCAGUUCUUUGAAAAUGGAGAGGUUUUGUUCAGUACUCUCAAGCGAAGUACUAAAUCAUGAAUUUGAUCUCAAAUAUUCAAGCGGUUGCGCUUCUGCUAAGAACUGCACUCCACUUGCUGUGUCUGAUUUGCCUCGCAUUAUGUCGUUGAAGGCUAUUGAGUGUUUGGAGGAUAAAAGAAGCUUGAGAGUUCUGGUGGAAUUUGCAGAGAGUAACAGCCUCUGGUAUCGAAGGCCUUUCAAUCCCAAUAAAACGUUGGUUGGGGAAGGCUCGUGGAAUACUGAGAAAAACCAACUAUCUGUUGUUGCUUGUCAGUUCUUGGAUGCAGCAGGUUCUUGGAAUAAUGUUCGUGUGGGAAAUUGUUCAACAAGAUUGAGCUUGAAAAUUCCUGCAAUAUGGACAAUCGGAAACACUAGUGGCAUUGUGGGGCAUAUUUGGAGCAACAAAACUGCGACAGAGUCAGGUUACCUUGAACAGAUUACAUUUGAAAGUCCUCAAGAUGACAUUGGAAGGGUUCUGAUUCCAGGCUUGAAAUACAAGUAUACGAAAAUGGACAAAGUAACCAAGUUGUGCCCGAGAAAGAAGGCUGCUCAUGACAAGACCAAUGUAUACCCGAAUCCCUUCUCUUAUGAAAUGCGAUUCGAUGUGUCAGCUAAAAAUUCGAAAGGAGAACUUGCAUGGGGCAGUUCUGUCCCACUCUCUGUUGGCAAUCAGUUUUACCGGUCGUAUUGGUAUUCAACUGCAGGCACCGAUGAGUACUCUGUAGGUUUUGCUCCUGUGCGCUCUCCUGUGAGUGUGAGCUACAGCAACAACCAGAGUAACCCCUACAAUAUUAGCUACACAAUAAGAAUCACAACGCUAUCUUAUGCAAAGUUGGGGAAUGUAUCAAUUUAUAAUAAUACGCAGAUUUUUGCAGAAGGGAUCUAUGAUGAAACAGAAGGAAGCCUGUGCAUGGUUGGCUGCAGAAAUCUGGGCUCGAAGAAUCAACAGCCAACAAAUGAUUCAGUAGAUUGUGAUAUUGUUGUCAAUUUUCAAUUCCCUCCAACAAAUCCAAGCAAGAAAUGGAGUUUGAUCAAGGGAAGCAUCAAAAGCACACGAAAAAAGUCCGAUCCUCUUCAUUUUGAAAGUUGGGAUUUGUCUUCAGCUUCCAGUUACCUGGUUGAAGAAAGGCGGUCCAUUUGGAGGAUGGAUGUGGAGAUCAUCUUGGUUCUUGUAUCCACCACACUUUCAUGUGUUUUUGUGGCGCUACAACUCUUCCAUGUGAAAAAGUACCCUGAUGUUCUUCCCUCCAUUUCCAUUUUUAUGCUACUAAUUCUUACUCUGGGCUACAUGACACCUCUUAUGCUAAACUUUGAGGCCAUGUUCGCGAAUAGCACCAACCGCCGAAGUGUGUUCCUUGGAAGUGGUGGAUGGCUUGAAGUUAAUGAGGUGAUUGUAAGAGUAAUAACAAUGGUAGCUUUCUUGCUGCAAAUCCGUCUUCUGCAGCUAACAUGGUCAGCAAGAUCAGCAACUGGAACCCAAAAGGAGCUCUGGAUCAUGGAGAGGAAGACUCUCUUUGUGGUUUUACUAAUAUAUGUUGCUGGGGCUUUGGCUGCUUUGCUUCUGCAUACACUGAACUGGAGGAAGAGCCUUAAUGAUGGUUCCAUAACUGCCUAUCCAGGGGCAGGCCAUCAGCAGCAUUCACAUUUGGGCACUGCCGUGAAAUCUUUUGCUGGUUUGGUCUUGGACGGUUUUUUGUUGCCUCAAAUUCUGCUCAACAUGUUCUGCAAAUCAAGGGAAAAGGCUCUUUCUGUUUCAUUUUACAUCGGAACAACUUUUGUUCGAGCAUUGCCACAUGCGUAUGAUCUCUACAGGGCUCAUAACUCUGCUCACCAUCCGCUAGAUGAGUCAUAUCUUUAUGCAAGUCCUGUGGCAGACUUCUACUCUACUGCUUGGGAUGUCAUUAUUCCUCUUGGAGGUUUACUGUUUGCUGGCAUUAUUUACUUGCAGCAGAGGUUUGGGGGUCUUUGCAUUCUUCCCCAAAAGUUGAGACAGUUGGGUGCAUAUGAGAAGGUCCCUACUGUUACUGAAGGGUAAUUUCCAAAGUGAUGCAUUCAUUAUCAAGUGGAGGUUCUUUUACAGAGAACUGGAAACUUCAACUAUCUGCUGCAAUCUUCUUUCUUUUGUAUUUUGAGUAUGCAUGAUUUAGGUUUUUUUCCCCCCUGUUUUUGAUAUGUUGAACAUUUAAGCUUGUAAUGUGUGCACUUCCAUUUUUCUUUUCUGUAAGAACAUCGUUGUUGAUAGAAGUUCGAAGAAAUCAUGAUAACAA
Prunus dulcis (almond) is the source of this 3168-nucleotide messenger RNA. RefSeq lists its product as uncharacterized. The transcript has a single exon. Gene Ontology annotation, cellular component: intracellular membrane-bounded organelle. Lineage: Eukaryota; Viridiplantae; Streptophyta; Magnoliopsida; Rosales; Rosaceae. The coding region runs from base 90 to 2936 and encodes 948 amino acids. The record is from RefSeq and is a predicted model, not a curated record.